Molecule: messenger RNA, 8451 nt
Organism: Cyanistes caeruleus (blue tit)
Lineage: Eukaryota; Metazoa; Chordata; Aves; Passeriformes; Paridae
Source: RefSeq, a predicted model, not a curated record
CCACAAUAUCUGUUCUGUGUCCGUGUUCAGUUAAGGAGUUGGAUGUCCAUCUUCACUUAGGUUUGCAGUUAGUCAGUAUCAGUAAGAUUUUGCAUUUAGUUUGCUGACUGGUCUGCUUGAAAUGCACAAUAACUGCUCUUCUGCAAGCAGUUUGUAUAUGCAGGGCCCAGGAUGCAGAGUUUCCUGGGAAAAUUGUUCCAUACUAGUAACAAGGUCAUUGUCCUUUGAAGGACAGAAGAUGAUAGCUUGGGCCCUAAACCAUGUUUUAUGUAGUGGUAACUUCAGACUAGCCCUGUGUCAAGUUUGCUUUAAGUUUCAGCUCUGCGUAGGCUUUGAAAGGGAAGAGGAAUUCUAUGUGUAUUUACCCCACACCCACCCCCAAAUCUCCUGUACUUCCUGCACUUUUGUUUGCGGAGGUUUGUUUUGGAUUUUUUUGCUGUCUCCCUCCACCCCCAUCUUUGAAGGAUUCCACUGCUUCUUGGAUUAUAUCAGUCCCACAAGUUUCUCUCAGUAGCAGCUUUGAAAUGAAGCACUCUUGUUGAUCUUCAUCUGUAUCUGUCUGGCAGAAUUGUAAGAUCUAGUGCGAGACAAUGCUUCAUGUCCAGCUUUGUUUGAUGGCACAGGAAUAGGAGAGGCCCUCCAAAGCUAAUACUUCUGAACAGCUGGAGCACAUAGUGCAUAUAUUUGUGUUCCAGGGUUUUGCACAAUGAAAUUCUAGUGUGAGCAUUUGAUUUUGUAAUGUCUGUUGUUGACCAAUUUGCAUCACCUUGCAGACACUGAAAGUAGUGUUGAGAAACCGACAAAAUGAGUAGUCGUCGGAAACGUGCACCUCCGUCCAAAGUGGAUGAGGAGAAGAAGAAAAAGCUCUGCUGGAAUAUGCAUGAAGACCGGAGAAAUGAGAUGGUGGCGUUAGAUGAUGAAGUAACUAAUGAGGACCAUAUUCCAGUUCCAAGCACUUCUGCAUCCUUCAUUGUUAUAAACGAUGAUAGCACUGAUGAAGAUCUUGUACAGAAAGAAGGCAGUGGCUCAAAAUCUGUUAAGUUUCUGACAGUUAACGAUGAAGAAGACUCUUAUUCCAUCUUGACUCCUGUGUCUGUACAGCUAAAUAUUAUAGUCCUGCCAUACCGUGCAGAUAGGUCCUGGAAGGCUUUGUUGGGAGAAUUUGCUCUUCGUCUGCUUUCUGAGCAAAUUCGAACUGACGAAUUCCGUGACAGGAGCUUUACUUUAAUGAGAGGAGACUCUGAUGAUGAGCUGCAGGUCUGUGUUCAUGAAAGAAGUGAAGAAGAGUACAGUAAUGAAACAAAAGAAUACCUGGGUGCUUAUGAACAACGUAUUCUGGUGGAAACAACUUUAAGUGGUGAAAUAUUGGAAGGCUUGAGAUGGUUGCAAAAGAAAAAGAUAAUUGGACUUUAUCAAAGACCUGGAGAGACUCAGGCUUUGAAGGUUGGAAUUUACCUCCUUGAAUCUGGGCUGAGUAAACCGGAAUUUCUCAGUGAUGGAGGUGGAAGACCCAAAAAAGCUAAUCAGAUGAUUCAAAAGCUCAUGGAAAAGUUCUACAGUUUUUUAAUUCCAGAUGAGCUGGAGGAAGAUGAGGAAGAAUCUGACAUGGAACUAGAGCGACAAAAUAUUGAAGAGCUUUAUGACUUCGUAAGGCACACCCACCAGCAGGAUAUACAAUUACUGAGAAAAGAUGUGCAGCAUCCUGCAUUGAUUCCCAUUCUGAGGCCAUACCAAAGUGAGGCUGUGAACUGGAUGCUUCACCGAGAGAACAACGCAAGUACUCCAAGUAGUGAAAACGCGCUGCACUUCUUAUGGCGGGAGGUGAUCACUCUGGAUGGAGUAAAAAUCUACUAUAAUCCAUUUACCGGCUGUGUUAUCCGUGAGUAUCCAACUGCUGGACCCCAGUGGCCUGGAGGUAUUUUGGCAGAUGAGAUGGGUCUUGGAAAAACAGUAGAGGUGUUGGCUCUUAUUCUGAAUCAUACCGGACCAGACAUUAAACAAGAUGAUCUGACAUUACCUGAGGGUAAGCUUGUGAACUUCUUUGUUCCGCCUCAACCUUUAGAGGGAAAUAAAAAGAAAAAAACAAAGGAAAUGGAGCCUAAAUUAAAGGAAAAAAUACAGUAUCCCAGCUUACGAGUAAUGAUAUUAGCAGCUGUAAAGGAAAUGAAUGUGAAGAAAGGAGCAUCCAUCAUUGCAAUAUUUAAGUACAUCAGUUCCAUAUAUAGGUACGACACACAGAGAAAUAGACGGCUUCUCAAAAGAACUCUAGAAAAGCUAAUUGCAGAGCAGGUGAUAGAACAAGUUAAAGGACAUGGUCUGGCUGGGUCUUUCAAGCUGGGAAAGAAUUACAAGGAACAGAAGAAGCGAGAAAGAACCAAAGAGCAGGUAGCAAGGACUUCAGAAAACACUCAGAAGAAGCAAUUGAUUGAUGCUAAAACUCAAACCAAAGAAUCAAGAAACAGUGACGUAACAUCUGAAAAUGUCUUUAAAACUGCUUCACAUGAGAAUAUCACCAUGGAAGAACAUGAUUAUUGUGCAACCAGUAAAAAUAACAGGAAAUCUGAAGCAGAUCAUGAGAACUCUGUAGAAGACAAAAAUGUUAAACAAGAAGCUGUGGUCUCAAAGUCUCCUGAUUUUGAUGGCAGCCUCCUUGUCUCCAGUGACGUGAGCAGUCAUUCUGAUGCUGAUGUUUCUAAGACUGCAGCUGUUGUCCAGCAGGAAAUCCCAAAGGCCCAGUCCUCACUUCCCCAAGAACGUGCUGGCAGUAGCGUACAACAUACCAGUUCUGUAUUUCCAUUUAAUACCUCUGAAUAUCGUUUUGAAUGCAUCUGUGGUGAGCUCGGAUUGGCUGACUACAAGGCUCGUGUGCAGUGCCUGAAAUGUUACCUGUGGCAACAUGCAGAAUGUGUAAACUACAAAGAGGAGAACCUGAAGAGCAGACCCUUCUAUUGUCCCCAUUGCCUUGUGGCCAUGAAACCAGUUCCCACAGGAGCAACUCUUAUCAUUUCUCCGAGUUCUAUUUGUCACCAGUGGGUAGAUGAGAUCAACAGGCAUGUAAGAUCAUCAUCUCUUCGAGUUCUGGUGUAUCAAGGUGUGAAGAAGCACGGCUUUCUGCAGCCUCACAUGCUGGCAGAGCAGGAGGUGGUUAUCACCACGUACGACGUCCUGCGCACCGAACUGAACUACGUAGACAUUCCCCACAGUAACAGCGAGGACGGGCGCCGCUUCAGGAACCAGAAGCGCUACAUGGCCAUCCCCAGCCCCUUGGUGGCGGUGGAGUGGUGGAGGAUCUGCCUCGAUGAGGCACAAAUGGUUGAAUGCACUACUGCAAAGGCUGCUGAAAUGGCACUCCGUUUGAGUGGAAUCAAUCGCUGGUGUGUUAGUGGCACUCCUGUGCAACGAGGAUUAGAAGAUUUAUAUGGAUUAGUCCUUUUUCUUGGAGUUGAUCCUUACUGGGUCAAACAUUGGUGGGACCAACUACUGUAUCGACCUUACUGUAGGAAAAAUCCCCGGCCUCUCUACAGUCUAAUUGCAAAGAUAAUGUGGAGAUCAGCAAAGAAGGAUGUGAUUGACCAAAUUCAAAUCCCCCCUCAGACAGAAAAUAUACACUGGCUUCACUUCUCUCCUGUGGAGAGACACUUCUAUCAUCGCCAGCACGAGGUGUGCUGCCAGGAUGCAUUGGCAAAACUCAGGAAGAUUUCAGACUGGACUCUUAAGCUUAGCAGCCUAGAUAGAAGGACUGUGACUUCUAUUCUAUACCCUCUGCUACGGCUGAGGCAGGCCUGCUGUCACCCACAAGCUGUUCGGGGAGAGUUCUUGCCACUACAGAAAAGCACCAUGACCAUGGAGGAACUCUUAGCAUCUCUGCAAAAGAAAUGUCGAACUGAGUGUGAAGAAGCUCACCGACAGCUGGUGUGUGCUCUUAAUGGCUUAGCUGGUAUCCAUAUCAUUAAAGGAGAAUAUGCAUUGGCUGCGGAGCUGUACAGAGAAGUACUAAGAUCAUCUGAAGAGCACAAAGAAAAGCUUAAAACAGACUCCUUGCAAAGACUUCAUUCUACACAUAAUUUAAUGGAAUUGUUGGCAAAGCACCCAGGAAUUCCCCCAACUUUGCGUGAUAGCCGACUCGCAGAAGAGGCAGAACAACUUCGACAGCAUUAUAUGAGUAAAUCCAACGCAGAAGUUGCAGAAGCCCAUCAGGCCUUACAACCAGUUCUUCAGACCAUUCGGGAACUUCAAAGAAAGAUACAUUCAGGUUCUCCUUGGUGGUUGGAUGUCAUCCAGACAGCAAUACAGUAUGCCAUCGAUGAGGAGCUUGUUCAGCGUGUGCAAAACGAAAUAACCUGCAACUACAAACAGCAGACCAGUAAACUCUCCAUGGCAGAGAAAUUCCGUGACUGCAGAGGCCUUCAAUACCUACUCACAACCCAGCUGGAUGAAGUGAAGAAGUUCCAGAAGAUUGUAAGAGAAGCAGUGAAAAACUUAGAAGGGCCUCCUUCUAAGCAGGUUAUAGAGGCUGCCACUAUCUGCCAUUUGCGACCUGUUAGACUGCCACUUAACAACUGUGUCUUUUGUAAGGCUGACGAAUUAUUCACAGAAUAUGAGUCAAAGCUCUUUAUGCAUAGUGUUAAAGGCCAAAUGGCAAUAUUUGAGGAGAUGAUAGAAGACCAAGAAGGGCUUGUCGAUGACCGCUUGCCCACCACAAGCAGAGGGCUCUGGGCAACCAGUGAAACUGAGCGUGCCUUGAAAGCUCUUCUCUCCUUUGCCAAAGCUCACCGAAUGGAUGCUAGGCUAACUGAAGAAGGGAGUGUAUUCCUGGAACUCUUUGAAGCAUGGAAAAAGGAAUAUAAGUUACUUCAUGAGUAUUGGAUGGUCCUUAGGGAUCACGUGUCUGCUAUUGAUGAGCUGGCAAUGGCGACAGAACGACUGCGAGUGCGUCACCCUGAUGAGCCAAAACCAAAUCCACCAGUGCUCCACAUUAUAGAACCACAUGAGGUAGAGCAAAACCGAGUGAAACUUCUGAAUGACAAGGCAGUUGCCAAAUCACAGCUUCAAAAGAAAUUAGGACAACUUCUGUACCUCACUAAUCUGGAGAAAUCUCAGGAUAAAACUACCGGAGGAGUUAACCCAGAACCGUGUCCAAUCUGUGCACGUCAGCUGGGAAGACAGUGGGCGGUGCUGACGUGUGGACACUGUUUUUGUAAUGAGUGCAUAGCAAUCAUCAUCCAGCAGUACAGCGUUGGCACCCGCCGGAGCUCAAUUAAAUGUGCCAUUUGCAGGCAGACAACAUCUCAUAAAGAAAUAUCUUAUGUCUUCACUGCAGAAGCUGCAAAUCAGGAGGAUGAUAUUCCUGUGAAGGGAAGUCACUCCACCAAAGUGGAAGCUGUGGUCCGAACACUGAAGAGAAUUCAAUUUAAAGAUCCAGGGGCUAAGUCCUUAGUUUUCUCAACGUGGCAAGAUGUGUUGGAUAUAAUUUCAAAAGCUUUGUAUGACAACAACAUGGUUUUUUCUCAGAUCAAUGGAAUUAGUAAAUUUCAGGAAAACCUGUCUGCAUUUAAAUAUGAUCCCAAUAUCAAUAUUUUGCUGCUGCCUCUUCACACUGGUUCCAAUGGAUUGAACAUCAUCGAAGCAACUCACGUUCUGCUCGUGGAGCCCAUUCUGAAUCCAGCACAUGAGCUACAGGCUAUUGGCAGGGUGCAUCGUAUUGGCCAAACAAAAUCUACGAUUGUUCAUAGGUUCCUGAUAAAAGCAACAAUAGAAGAGAGAAUGCAGACUAUGCUGAAAACUGUAGAUAGAAGCCACACGAGCUCUUCCAUGAAACAGUCAGAAGCCUCAGUGUUGACAGUGGCAGAUUUGGCUGACCUUUUUACAGAGGAAACUGAAGAACUUGAGUAAAAACAUUGGUUUGACCUAAUGAAAUUGGAACAUACCUGACCCAGUAAGCACCAGGAUAAAAUCCGCUUGAUCUGUCGUUCCUGUAGACAUCAUCUAACAUUUGUCCGUAAGAGAGGAAUCGGAAAUUGAGAAGUCUCAAUUUUUACUGAUUUAUUCUUUGGUGACGUUCAUAGCAGCACACACUUCUAAUGGCACUGGAUAAAAGUUGCACUUUGCACAUUGUACAAAAACAUGGAUUUUUUUUUUUCCCAAAGAGCAUUUGAGCUGGAUGCUAAAACUGAGAUCUUGGACCCUUGGUUGAGAGGAUUUUUACCAUCAGGCUUGAUCGGCCAGUAGCUCAGUCUGAGAGCAAAACUAUGUGGGUGGUUGGGUGGGAAAGGGAAGCAGAAAAAUACAAAUCUAAUUUUUUUUAUUGUACAAAGAGUUGUUAGAAAGAAUGACUGUAAAUUAAUAUUCUUCUAGAAAGGGCUUGUUAGAUUUAAUGCAGAGUUAUUAAAUGUCUUAUUGUUAACACUUCAAAUUACAAAUGUUUACUAAUAGUUUGGAUAUUUGUAUUAGGCUUUUAGAUAUUCAUUAAGACUUUUGACAGUUAAAUAUUUCAUUGUUAAUGCUUACUCACGGCAAAAAGAUGAUAAUUAAAUUAUGCUUUUUGUAUGUGUGUUGGUCUGGUGAUCAGUUAAAGACUUAACUUGCUGUACAUGUUUUCACUUGAAGCUGUGACUAAGUUAGUGCUCUGUUUGAAAAAACAAGAAAAGCAUUUGCUACAGAGUUUUCAAAAAUUAAUUUGUUACACUGCUGAUCACUUCAUAAUUAUUUGGUGUUUCUGUGCAUUGUCUCACCCUGAUCUUUUUGUCUAGUUCUUCCCCUUAAAGAUGCAGCAAUCUAAAUAUACAAAAAUGCAUGAAAUUAUGGUAGGCAGUCUAGUUACUAAGUGCCUGAUCUAAGAUAGAGAAAGUGUGGAGAGAAAUGGAACUUUUGUGAAGCUUCAUCUUUAGAUAUGCAAGAACACUCUACCCCAUCUUUGUUGACAGUAGUUUGCAAAAGAAAUCUAGGCUAACUUUCAGACUUCUGAAGGUAAGCACGAUAAAUUUUAAGCCUUUUGGCAUUGGGUAUGGGUGUGCAUUUAUAUAACGUUAAUUUCCAAAGGUAUUACAGAAGCAAGCUCAGGUGUGCAAUUGGUGUUAAACACAAUUUUGUGUUUAGCAGGUGGGAAAAUGUGUGUGCAUAAGCAACAGGCUACUUCCCUCAGUUUGCAGCAAGAGAGAUGGAAUAGAUGAUAGACUCUUCUUUAGAUUAGGUUGAUCAAGCAGUUUACACAGGAGCUGUGACAUCUCCAUCCUGGAACAUACUGGGAACUCAAAUAACCCUAAGCAACCUGAUCCACCUUCGAAGUUGGUCCUGCUGUGUGUGGUGUUUUGGACCAGAUGACCUCCAUGGAUCCCUUCCAGCCGAAAUUAUUUUACAGUGUACUGGAGAUCAUGCUGUACAGACACUCUAGGAACUCUGAGGGCAGCAACAUUCCAAUUUCCUCAUCAGCUUCAGAUAAUUUUGAUAUUGUAUGGCACAAUGUGACUGCACAAGUGCUGCUAUUCACUCUGAGAAAUGAUGUAUCUGUGCUAAGAACUGUGGAAGCACAUAGUGUUUACAUUCAUAGCUCCCAUUUUAAUUAGCUAGACGUGGGAAGAAUAGUUGUCAAUGAAUGUGAAGACAGAAAGGCAAACUGAAAAAUGUCAGCUAUGAGAGAUUUCCCAACCUCUUCAUGUUUUUGGCUUGAUGCCUUUUUCGGGCUUGCCUAGAAACAGAGGCCAGACAAAGUUAAAAGGAUAAAAGCAGAUAUAUUUAAUGAAGGGGCGUCAGGUACAUUAAGGGCAGAUAAAGCCUCCCCAAGGGGCUACAACCAAAAUGGAUGAUGGUCACAAGUUUUCCAGACAGAUACAAGUUUGGUCUAUUUCCAACUCAGGGAUUAAUCCUCCAAUUACAGCUUCAGGUAAUGAAGUCAUAUUCCCCCAGUUCAUUCCCCACCAGUUCACUUUUCUUUAUACUUUUCAGGGUCUGAGGCUGUAGAGUGUCCUUGAGUUUUAGGACUAGCGGAAUUGUUUUGUCUGACCAAAAUGUGAAGACAGUAAUUAACACUUUAUGUGGAGUUUAGAGUUAUGCACUAAUGCACUACAGGAUUUGAAAAAUACAAAGCCUAAAAUCUUAAGGCAUCAGGCUUAUUUAUAUAAACAUGAUGGUUUCAUUGUUUAUUUAUAAAUAUGUGGCUUUUGGAUUCCUAACCAAAAGCAUAACUUCUUUCCAAGCACUGCAUGAGUCUUUAGUCCUAGCUUACCUUGUUUUAUACUCAUAUAACAGCAUGGAGUGCCAGAAAAUCUGUUUCUAGCUGCUCUCCUGCCUGCCCUGGAGCAUCAGCACUUAGAGCAUGAGCACUUAGUGCACAUGAGUUGUAUUAAAGCACCUCUUGAAAUUGGAGCGUUGAACCACUGGAGUAUAUAGCCAAUGUCAGUAGUAAAAUGAAUUCUUCAAGUUUUACAUAAUACCAAAUACAGAGACCAAAUUUAA